AUGUUUGGAGGAAUGCAAGACUUCAAUUACAUUCAUAGCAACUGUUUUGAGAUAACUCUUGAGCUCUCGUGUUGUAAAUAUCCAAAAGAAACGGAACUCCAGAAGGAAUGGCUUAAUAAUAAAGAAUCUCUUUUAUCAUACAUUGAAAUGGUCCAAAUGGGAGUGAAAGGUCUCGUCAAGGACUCAGUGACCGGCAAAGCCAUCGAAGGCGCCACAUUUAAGAUCGAUAGCAUCGAUCAUAACGUAGUGACCACUAAUAGAGGGGAAUACUGGCGGUUAGCGUUGCCCGGCGUAUACCAGAUGACGGCCUCAGCCGUAGGCUACGAAUCUCUAACAAAAAAGGAUGUUGUGAUCAAAAACACGACCGCCGGUACGCCUCUAGUACUCGACUUUCAGCUCAAUCCUAUCGGCGGCCAACGCUAUCCCAGUGUCAACAGCCCGGACGCGGUGCCAGUGGUUGUCGACAAUCAUAAAAGCAGCCAAUCGUCGUCGUCUACACCCACCGCAAGUUUGACAGCUUCUACGGUCGGUGUGGCCACAGAGGGGCAACACUGGGCCGAACGCUGGAACCAAUCCGUCCAUAACAUGACUUCCAAAUACGACUUCCGCACGAAGACUGAGUACAAGCAUCACAACUACACUGACCUCAAAGACUAUAUGCAACGGUUGAACGCAAAGUAUCCGCAUUUGACGCGACUUUACUCUAUCGGCCAAUCGGUGGAGAGCCGGGACUUAAUGGUGCUCGAGAUCGGCAUCACUCCAGGCGUGCACCGGCCGGGCGUACCCGAGUUCAAGUACGUGGCCAAUAUGCACGGCAACGAAGUGAUCGGACGGGAACUGUUGCUACUCUUCUCCAAGUAUCUGUUGGAGAACUACGGCAUUGAGCCGCGCAUCACACGUCUGGUCAACUCGACGCGAAUCCAUUUGAUGCCAACUUACUUAGGGCUGCCAAUGCUCUUCAGUGACGAGCCGCUGACAUUGAGUCUCAUGCCGGCGCCUUUGCGAGUGUUUCACCUAGAGUUGGCGUUAAAAGGGCUAAAUCACGCGACUAUGCAUUUGGGAAAGUCAUGUCCGGCGGACUGCGGUAUAAUGAACGAGAACUUCGCUUAUGGUAUAACGAAUGGCGCCAAUUGGUACGCCCUAUACGGAGGAAUGCAGGACUGGAACUAUUUGCACACCAAUUGUUUUGAACUCACACUAGAGCUCGGGUGCCGUAAGUAUCCCUACGAGACCGACAUCGAGAUGUUUUGGAACCAAAACAAACGCUCGUUGAUUACGUUCGCCGAAGAGGUGCACAAAGGCGUGAAGGGCUUUGUGGUGGACACGGAGGGACACCCAGUGGCCAACGCCACCAUUCGGGUGGAGGGUAUCGGACACGACGUGCGUUCGGCCGCCGACGGCGACUAUUGGCGUCUAUUGAUUCCCGGCGUCUAUCGGAUCACUGUAUUUAAGAAGGGCUUUGGCUCUCAGACGCAGUCCGUUAUCGUGACCGACGGUUUGGCCGCGCAGUUAAACUACACGUUAGAGUCCGGGUUUGACCGCUGGUCAGAGAAGUACGACUUUGGGAUCGGAGACAAUUUGGUGGCCGACACAUACAUGGAUAACAAGCGCUUACACGAAACGCUCGAACAGUUGGCCACAAAUAACUCGAAUAUCGUUAAAAUCUUUUCGAAUAGAGCGCCCAAUCGGGACACUCAAGAGGUAAAGAACUUCCAUAGGCUGAAACUCCGGUGCCGACCGCCGCUAGCUGGGUUGCAACACGAGUAG
This is a messenger RNA of Medioppia subpectinata, 1767 nucleotides long. The record is from the annotation of a GenBank genome assembly. Lineage: Eukaryota; Metazoa; Arthropoda; Arachnida; Sarcoptiformes; Oppiidae.